GGUGAAGACAGAAAGGUCCGACACCGACUAAGGUUAGGCACCAAGGCAACGUUUAACGCUAAUCAUCUCUCAGACUCGCUAAUUUUAUCCAGUUUCUUAAUUCAGACUCAUUUGUCAAAUGCUAAAUAUUAAAUGUUAAUUAUUAUGCUUAAAAUGUUUUUAGUCUUUUACCGUUGAACUCCAAGUGGAGACCAGUUGAAACUAGGUUUGCUGCAGACAUAAAGAAGAUGAGUUUCGAGGCAAAGCGAUGUGGAGUGAAGUUCAGUCCUCCCUCUAUAGUUUUAAUUUAUGAACACAAGGAAACCAAAAAGGUGCGAAAAAGAAUAAUACCUGUGCGGAACUUCUCAAAAUAUUCUGACUACUGCAUGGCUGCUGAAAGGCUGAAGAACCACCCUCGGCACAGGGACUACCUGGAAGGUGUGUCCCAGAGCCAACUGGAGAAGCUUCACAUCAUCCUGCGAGAUCACAUGCAGGGCUUCAGCUUGGAGCACAGCCUGGCCUCGUUCCGCCUGGACCCUAACGAAGACCUGAACAAACUGGACGAUGAGGAGCUGGCUCGCAAGAAGGGCCAAAUGGACGAACUGUUUGAGAAGAACCGGAGGCGCAAAGAUGAUCCUGACUUUGUUUACAACCUGGAAAUGGAUUUCACAAAGACCAUCCAAGAAAAGUGCAGUUGGGAUGAUGAUUCUGAUGACGGAUUUUAAAACUGCUUUCCAAUCCUUUCUCUGACCUUUCAGAGUGUCGAUUGCAAAUUACCCGAUAUACUGGUGUUCUAUGAGAUAACAGGAAAAUCUAACAGAGCUGAAGUUGACUACAAUGCUUAUUGUCCAUCUAAACUCAAACACAGUGGUUAACAUCUGAUUUUGGGUAGCUCUUUUCAGGAAAUAUCCUCUUGCAUGCAGUCAAGUAUAUACACUCAGUUGCCAGUUUAUUAGGUGCACGUAUCUAAAACUAAUGCAGUCUAAUGCAACAGCCCUGCAAUAAAUUCUGCCUUCAUGAAGUUGAUGUUUAGUUUUUGUUGAAACUGUUUUAGAGGCAUUGAUUACAUGUUUUGGUCAUUUUGGCAACUACAGUUAUAGCGCUGUUGAAUUAUACUGUGUUACACUAAGUGUUUCUCAUAUUUUGCCCACCCCAUUUAUAUUAAUAAGGGUACACUAAAUAUUAGAACCACCACUCAGAAUAAUGCAAUACUGUUGAACAGCACUGCAAAGCCUCCAAAAUGUCCACAAAGUUGAAUCAACACCUUUGUAAAACAGUUUCACAGUGAACAUUAUAACAUUCAUGAAGGUAGAAUUUACUGCAGGACUGUAUGAGCUGUUUAAGCUUCUUGUACCUAAAAAACUGGCAACUGAAUAUGUUUCAAUUGUUCUGGUAACAACUGGAAUUUUGGACGAGUAGAAGUGGAUAUUUAGCAACAGACACAACAAACAACAGAAGAAUACAACGCCAACGACAGAAAGACAUCCCAGUAUUCAGUGCCCAUUUGACGGCAGUCCCAGACAACAGCAUCAAUAAAUACUGUACAUUAGGUAUCAGCAUUCACUGUUUAGAUAAUGGUUUGGCAUUUUACUGGAAGCACCAUUAACACAUACAGUAUUUACCCAGUAAUCUAUGGGGAUCUAGCUACUUUUGAGAUCUCUGCACCCAAAAUAACAGCUGAAAGUCCAAUGCAAUGAUUGUUUGUGGCACGGAAACCAGGCAAAAAAAGCAACCUUUUUCAGAAUCCAUGUUAUGGUUAUUCUGCAUUAUCCACAGACCUUGCUGUCAAGAGUUUAGUCAAAAGUAGUUUAGACAGUAAUUUAGAAAAUAAUAGUUCUCAGUGAAAAAUUACCAUUCUGAAAAUACACUAGUAAAAGUAACUGGACCAUUGUUUUAGUCAAAAAGUUACGGUUGAAAUUCUUCAAUUGUAAUUUGUUGAUGCUUUUCGAGUACCACAAACCAAAACCAUUUGUUUUAAUUGUAAUGGGGAGACCGCAGAUGUCUCAGCACCUCUUAAUACAUGGUUAGGAAAAAUAAAUAAAUCAAGGGAAACAACCCGAACAAUG
Siniperca chuatsi (mandarin fish) is the source of this 2045-nucleotide messenger RNA. It is a transcript of the gene cep19, whose product is annotated as centrosomal protein 19. Gene Ontology annotation, biological process: trans-Golgi to periciliary membrane compartment transport; microtubule anchoring at centrosome. The coding region runs from base 228 to 704 and encodes 158 amino acids. The record is from RefSeq and is a predicted model, not a curated record. The transcript is spliced from 2 exons. NCBI's taxonomy places the organism in Eukaryota, Metazoa, Chordata, Actinopteri, Centrarchiformes, Sinipercidae. Gene Ontology annotation, cellular component: centriole; ciliary basal body; centrosome.